GUGUCGUCGGGCUGGUGGCCCUGUACCUGGUGUUCGGCUACGGAGCCUCCCUCCUCUGCAAUCUCAUAGGAUUCGGCUACCCGGCCUACGUCUCGAUCAAAGCCAUCGAGAGUCCCAACAAGGAAGACGACACCCAGUGGCUGACCUACUGGGUGGUGUACGGGGUGUUCAGCAUCGCCGAGUUCUUCUCCGACCUCUUCCUGUCCUGGUUCCCCUUCUAUUACAUGCUCAAGUGUGGCUUCCUGCUGUGGUGCAUGGCCCCCAGCCCUGCCAACGGGGCCGAGCUGCUGUACCGGCGCAUCAUCCGGCCCUUCUUCCUGAAGCACGAGUCGCAGAUGGACAGCGUGGUGAGGGACCUGAAGGACAAGGCCAAGGAGACCGCGGAUGCCAUCACUAAGGAAGCCAAGAAAGCCACCGUGAACUUACUGGGCGAGGAGAAGAAGAGCACCUGAGCCUCGGCUGCAGGGGCCGCUCGCGCCCGUCGGAGUCCCCAUGCCGCGUUAGGGACUGUGCUGUAAUCAUCUUAAUAAUGUUGCCUUUGAGACAUUUUUGAUAUAUUGGAAAAUGGAAUGUGUUGUAAGGGUUUUUUUUUUUGCUUUUACUAUCUGUAUACAUAGGGGGUGUUUUAAUUUAAAUGUAAUGCAGUAGGUAGUGUCCAAAAUUUUGAAAUAUAUUUUAUCUCUGGGGAGGAAAAGACCUAUGUUAUGAUCCUGCAGGAAAUAUAAGCUUACAAUAAACCUUGUACCCCACCGGCUCUGUA
Molecule: messenger RNA, 760 nt
Organism: Tupaia belangeri chinensis (Chinese tree shrew)
Lineage: Eukaryota; Metazoa; Chordata; Mammalia; Scandentia; Tupaiidae
Gene: REEP5
Product: receptor accessory protein 5
Source: RefSeq, a predicted model, not a curated record